UUAUUUUAUUUGUGUGUCUGCCCCUAGGAUGUCUGACGGUUGGUGACCCCUGGUUUAUAUUAACAAAGAUGGUCUGUAAACACUGUAGACGACUGCUAUAGUCAUGAUGUCUGUGUGUGUAUAAAAUUAAGGUUUUUUUUAAUCAACUCUUUCCUGUGCUAAUGUUGUUUCUACUUUUUAAUCUAGACAUGUUCUUCUUGACUUUUCUACUUGCUUCAGUCUACCCUGUGUGUGUAUAACUCCACAGCUGUAUGAAGGUGGUUAGUUUGACUGUGUAAUCAGUGACCUCAGCUGUGCACCGUGACACCUGUGAGGCCCACUGCUGAUGAGGUGUGUGUGUGUGUGUGUGUUCUGAGCUCACACUCUGUACUACUUCUGCAGUGUCAACAACCACCUCUGUCCUGAAGAUCUGUGUGUGUCCACUCUCUGGACUCCAUUGUAUCCCAUCAAGCAUUGGUCAGCCAUGGGUGACAGCGGCCACCUCCCAACGUUGGGCUGCGUCCAAAUGAAUACCAGCCAUGACCUCGGCCACGACCCCUUCUUCGGAAGGCUCCUCCCCACAGAAGGUAUGCCACUCGCAGACCCAGACAGACAUCACCAAGCCCCUGCUGGGCUCCCCAGUCGGUGCAGGUGGACAAGAUGGAGGUGCUGCGGGUCCAAAUGUCCUGAGGAGGCGCCGUGUCCUGUCCAAAGAUGGACACAGCAACGUCCGCCUGGAGCACAUUACAGGAAGAGGCUCUCUGUACCUCCGUGACCUCUGGACGACCUUCCUGGACAUGCAGUGGCGCUACAAGUUCUUCUUCUUCUCUGCAACCUUCGCCGGGACCUGGUUCCUGUUUGGAGUGCUCUGGUACCUGGUCGCCCUGGUCCAUGGUGACCUAAUUGAGUUUGACCCCCCUGCCAACCACACACCCUGUGUGAUGGAGGUGAAGACCCUGACCGGGGCCUUCCUCUUCUCCCUGGAGUCUCAGACCACCAUUGGCUAUGGUUUCCGCUGCAUCACAGAGGAGUGUCCAGCCGCCAUCGUGUUGCUCAUCGUGCAACUGGUCAUCACGAUGGUCAUGGAGAUCUUCAUCACCGGCACUUUCCUCGCAAAGGUUGCUCGGCCUAAAAAAAGGGGUGAGACGGUAAAGUUCAGUCAACAUGCUGUGGUGUCAACCCACGAAGGUCAACCCUGCCUCAUGAUCCGAGUCGCCAACAUGCGGAAAAGCCUGUUGUUGGGAUGUCAGGUGACAGGAAAGCUGCUGCAGACGUCUCUGACCAAGGAAGGGGAGACAGUGCGGUUGGACCAGCGUAACGUGCCGUUUCAGGUGGACACGUCCACUGACAGCCCUUUCCUUAUCAUCCCUCUGACCUUCUACCACAUCAUCAAUGACACCAGCCCUCUACGAGCCUGGGCAGCCAAAGGCGGCAGCUGGACAGAUCCAGAACUGUCCGACUUUGAGCUUCUGGUGAUCCUGAGUGCCACUGUGGAGCCUACGUCAGCCACCUGCCAGGUUCGCACCUCCUACCUUCCAGACGAGAUCCUAUGGGGCUACGAGUUCUUCCCUGUCGUCUCCCUCUGCCCCUCAGGGAAAUAUGUGGCCGACUUUGCCUUUUUUGACAAAGUGGGAAAAACCAAAUCGCCACUGGUCUUUACGCAGGCGCUGCCACCAAGUGGCCCACCAAAGGAUACUGCUUUUCCUAGCAGUAAGAAGGAGGAGGGAGCUGACCUUGAGAAGAAAAGACUGGAAGAGAGCUACAGGGGGGAAGAGAGAGGUCGAGAGAGGGGGCGCAUCAGAGACAGCAGCCCACUGAGUGUUCGCAUCAGUAACGUCUGAAAUGAAGGAGGCAGUCACGGAAAAGUUGAUAUGAAACUGAGAUGAAGAAAAGACAGAGACUACAAACGAAAUCUUGCUGCUCCACAGAAGAAUGGUCUUUGAAGUACUUGUGAUUUUUCAUUUUCCACAGCCUACAUGUAUUCAAAUUGUGGGUCACAUGGCAGGAAAUGAGAAAUCUACUUCUACAGCUAAACUCAAAUCAGUGAAGGAAAGAAAAUGAACGCAGCCGGGGUGAAAUGGUUACAGGUUACAGAUCAUACAUGUACCAAUGUCCAGCAGAGUAUCAUCUGCAUAGGUACUGACUUCAAAAUUGUAUCCACACAGAAAUUACUUGAGGUAAGUGUCACUGAAGAAAACACUGGACUUUAUGGACUAUGUUUCCAGUCCAAAAGUCAAGUUCAGGAAUCAAGUGUUUGUUGAUUCGGAAAAGAAGAAUGAAACCAAGUUUUGGAUUACAUCUUUAGGACAAAACAUUUUUUAGAAAUGUCUAACAAUAAUGCACACAAUGGCCUGAACACUAGCUUAAAGGUGUCUUCUGGUGUACAAACCCUCAAAAAACUGCCCACACAAUUGGCAACUAAAGAAAGUGUGAACUUGUUGCUACCCCAAAAUCUACCUAGGACAUGACAUUUUUACUAACUUGUGUUUGUUAGUGGAACUGCUGUUCGUCAGUCCAAAAUUAUUUCUGUACUUGUAUCAUUUUCAUUUGCUUUCAAAAGUAGUUUCGUUGGGCAACCUCAAACCCUCUCCACCAGCAGGUUAGAAAUGCAGGUGGAGCUCCUCCCGUUGUUUCCCAGUAUAUCUCUUUUUUUAAUUAACCUUGCCAGUCCAACCUCACUGUACUUUGUAAAAGUGAAUAAUUCUGGCAUUACCUGCCACUUGUGAAAGGAGAUUUUAAUGAAGAUCCAGUGAAAUAAUUUUUUAUUUCAGAUUUAGGCUCUGUUGGCUAGCACUGGUACUGCACUGUCUGCAGAUCUGGCUAAAUUGACGGGCCUGCUUUAGAUCGAAGCCCUGCUGGCCAUUAGUGGUAAAGCAGUGGAACUGCAUUGGUCUGUGCCUUUGAAGGGAUAUCUGAGUUCUUAAAUCUUGCAGUGAAGAUUACGUCACUGGCUUACAGUACUGUUUUGAUUUCUUUUAUAAACACAUGCUACAAUGGGAAUGUUGUUGUUAAUGUGAUGAUCAUGAACACGUAGUAGUUUUCUAAUGGCGUUUUUAAUGGCAUUUAUUACCAGCACUCUUACCAUACGAGGUAAAUGUGUAAUUAUAUUACUAAAAGCACUUUAACUUUGAAUAUGAGUAACUAAACUAACUCCAAUGUUAGAUUCUUAUUGCACUGUGUCAAGUAUCUUCUGCUAAACACACUGUUAGCUCUGUCGUUACUCCAAAGUAAACAUUUUAUUACUGCACAGACUCUGCUAAUCUGUGCAAAAUCUGCUUUAUUUUAGGGAGAGAUCAGAACAUGGUGAUGUCCGAUAAACCAAUAGUACUGGAUAUUAUUUCAGGAUAUACCUAAUGUCACCAGGUCACCAAAAGACAUUAGCACCAAAACUGGUAAAAACCAGUGGGAAGUUUAGAAUUUCUAUCAUUAGCACUUUUUAAUGUUGAUUGACAAUGUAUUUUGUAGCCCAAAAAAGUUUUAAUGUAACAUUUAAUAACAAUAAUAUAUUGUCACUAAUACUGGUGUAGUAUCUUGAAAGUAAAUAAAAGUGACCUGCUGUUCAAU
Molecule: messenger RNA, 3543 nt
Organism: Cynoglossus semilaevis (tongue sole)
Lineage: Eukaryota; Metazoa; Chordata; Actinopteri; Pleuronectiformes; Cynoglossidae
Gene: kcnj10a
Product: potassium inwardly rectifying channel subfamily J member 10a
Exons: 7
Coding region: 519-1820 (433 amino acids)
Biological process (GO): potassium ion import across plasma membrane; regulation of monoatomic ion transmembrane transport
Cellular component (GO): plasma membrane
Molecular function (GO): inward rectifier potassium channel activity
Source: RefSeq, a predicted model, not a curated record